UCUAGCUCAUUUAAAGGCAAGCCCAAGUAUCUUUGUCCUUGUGUUACCAAGCACUAGCAGGACCUGAGAACUGCCAGAUCAAUGCCUUCACAUUAUACAACCAAUAUGAGGUUUAAGUUUCCUAUACUAGCCAUUUGUUUGGAAAUAAUCAUCAUUAUUUUAUUUGGAGUUUUUGUGGGCUAUGAAACAAAUGAUGGUGGCUCUGGCCAUGGUCACUCAGGAAACAACAGCGUACCAGAUAAGUUUAUAACCCCAUAUCCCAUGUUCCAAGAUGUCCAUGUCAUGAUAUUUGUUGGUUUUGGUUUCCUAAUGACAUUCCUGAAGAGAUAUGGCUUUACCAGUGUUGGGAUCAACAUGCUUAUUGCUGCUUUGGGACUUCAGUGGGGCAUCCUCAUGCAAGGAUGGUGGCACUCACAUGGUCAUUCAAUUAAAAUGACUGUUCUCAGUAUGAUAAAUGCCGAUUUCAGCACAGCAACAGUUCUGAUCUCCUUCGGCGCAGUCUUAGGAAAAAUAAGUCCUGUGCAGAUGCUGAUCAUGACAAUUAUAGAGAUAACGAUAUUUGCAACAAACGAGCAUCUAGUAGCUGAAAUACUUAAGGCAAGUGAUAUUGGUGCAUCAAUGACUAUCCAUGCUUUCGGUGCAUAUUUUGGCCUUGCAGUAGCACGUGUCCUUUACCGUUCAGGACUUAGGAAUGGUCACGAUAAUGAAGGGUCUGUGUACCACUCUGACUUAUUUGCUAUGAUUGGUACUAUUUUCCUUUGGAUGUUCUGGCCAAGCUUUAAUUCUGCCAUUGCUGAUGCUGGAAUUAAUCAACAUAGAGCUAUUAUCAACACCUACCUCUCACUGGCUGCCUGUGUGCUCGUGGCUUUUGCUGUAUCAAGCCUUGUUCAAGAGAAAGGAAAAUUAGAUAUGGUUCACAUCCAGAAUGCUACUCUGGCAGGAGGGGUCGCAGUUGGUACAUGUGCUGACAUGAACAUCAGCCCUUAUGGUGCAAUGCUUAUUGGCUUUGUAGCUGCAUCUAUUUCUACAGUAGGAUUCAAGUUUUUGACACCAGUUCUAGCUUCAAAGAUGAAGAUUCAGGACACCUGUGGGGUACACAAUCUACAUGGACUACCAGGUCUUUUAGGAGGCAUUGCUGGAAUCAUUGCAACAAGCAUGGGGGCUAAGAAGGACUAUAGUCCUACAAUGCAGGCUGCUGCCCUGGCAUCUUCUGUUGGCGUUGCCCUCGUUGGAGGUACACUUACAGGUUUUCUUCUGAAAUUGCCUUUCUGGGGACAGCCACCUGACCAAAACUGCUAUGAUGACAGUAUUUACUGGGAGGUUCCUGAGGAAGAAGAGGCACACGGAGGUUCAGCACAUGGAGAUCAAAAUACUUUAAAGUCUGAUGCAUAAAUAAAGAAGGAGAACACAAGCUAACUACAAACCCCUUAUAUAACAUUUAUAAAAGUAUAUAAAUUAUGGUAUCUUCUGGUUCACUUGUUGAACUUUGUAAAAUACAAAUGUGAAAAUAAUUGAUUGUACAAGGAUCAAGAUUUUGCUUGUAAUAAUUUUCAUCCGCUUUAUGGAAAGAUAAUCCCGUGUAAACAUUUCAAGAAUAUGGAAAAGGAGAAAUAUCCCCUUCCUAAAACAGACAAAAAAUGCAUUUACAAAACACAUAUAGUUGUUGCUAUAUAUUUUUUAAUUUGUACUGUUUUUGAAUUGCCUAUUUUAUUCCAUUUUACAAUAAGUAAUUAUCAUUACUUAUAAAAUAGCCAUCUGACCUCAGACACACACGAGCGGGUACACACACACACACACACACACACACACACACACACACACACACACACACACACACACACACACACACAGCCACACAUCUACAGAACAUGGGAAAUUGCUACAUUCUAAAAUAAGACAGUAAUAUAUAAUUUGAAAGAUUUUCUAUAACCCUCCUUAGAAUAAUUAAAGCAAAUUUGUUAAAACGCUACUGCUUAUGAAAUAUUUUCCAGGAGUCUAGAAUAUAAUAAAUGUAGUACAAAGUGAAGGUAUAUACAGAAAAGAAAGUAAUUUCCCCAAAUAUCUUGCAGUCCUGAGCAAUAUGCUUCUAGUUUUCCAUUGUAUUACCAAAUAGAACUGAAUGUAUCAAAAGUCAGCAGAUCUAAUGUUUUCUGAAUCACUCAGCCAUAACAUACCAUUGUCUCCAUAGAAAUUUAUGAUGAGUUCUAAAUUACACUAACAAUGUAUAAGAUAUGAGUUAAAUACAGAAGCUGAAUACAGUAAUGCCCACCCUGAGGGGAGGUGGGCUUUUAUUAGAAACAUUAAUGAUCUAUAUUCAUAUUGUACAUCACUUGUGUAUCUGCUGGAUUUUCCCCAGAAGAUGAAUCUGUGUGCUGAGGAUGUCCCCUGCCCCCAUGAUGGCGCAACCUAGGACGUGGAAUGCAUACAUGAUAAGGUGUGGGGGGUGAGGGAAGGGGAAGUCUGCCCCUGUAAAAACAAAUUUUUGUUCUCAUUUUAAGAAUCAGAAUACUAUUCACAUUGCUGAGGAUACACUCAUUUGUGAUCAUGUUUUUGUGAGUUGACCAUAACUGAAUCAAUGUCUUGUCAGUGUGUUUUUUAACAAGUGCAAAAAAUCAGUUACUGCAUAAGACAUUCCAACAACAAUUUGUUUUCACUUCAUUAUAAAAAAAUAAGCAAAACAGAACCAGUGAUUUAAUCUAUAGCAUGAAAAAGUAAACAUGAUUUAUGAGCACAAACAAGCAAGUUCAUUUCAAACAUGCAUCAGAAAUAUUUUACAACAGCAUAGUCAGUAUAGCCUUGCAAGAUUGUAUGUCACGACGAUACAAGUGAACUUCCUCGAUUAGACUGCAAUACAGGGAAAUGCAAAUAGUAUUUUCAUGAACAUCACUGUUUAUUCCCUUUACAUGUUAUCACUGGUGGACAUUGUAGUUUUCUGGAAAAGUAUCUGCAAAUUUGUUUUGAUACAUGAAGCAGACUUCAUGAAUUAAAUGCAGGUGUACAACUGCAGGUAUAAUGAAGAAUAAUAUAGUCUGUGACAUUCUACUCUGAAUUAAUCUACAAACCAUCUUCUUCAUAAUGUGAACCUGAUGUGGCUGCAUACGGAUCAACCAUUGACUGGUCAUUCAUAACAUAUAUAUAUAUAUAUAUAUAUAUAUAUAUAUAUAUAUAUAUAUAUAUUGUUAUUUAAUUAAGCCUGCAGUUUUAUUUGAGACUAAAUGCUUGUGAACUCCAUUUUAAGAACAUGAGGUUUCUUGUUACACUGACCUGUUUAUUGUUUUAAUCAUUUGCUUUUAAUGUACAUUAUAUUUUUUAAAGUUAAUAUGACAGGCUGUUUUAAGGUAAAACAGCAUUUAAGAGUUAGACCAACUUUUAUCUGAUUUCAAAUGUAUGAAAUAUGCAUUCAUUUUUGCAAAAUGUUUCUUAAUAAAGUAAUUUCCCACAAA
Messenger RNA from Protopterus annectens (West African lungfish), 3443 nucleotides. It is a transcript of the gene RHAG, whose product is annotated as Rh associated glycoprotein. Gene Ontology annotation, biological process: ammonium homeostasis; ammonium transmembrane transport. The record is from RefSeq and is a predicted model, not a curated record. The coding region runs from base 82 to 1392 and encodes 436 amino acids. Gene Ontology annotation, molecular function: ammonium channel activity. Gene Ontology annotation, cellular component: plasma membrane. The transcript is spliced from 10 exons. NCBI's taxonomy places the organism in Eukaryota, Metazoa, Chordata, Ceratodontiformes, Protopteridae.